Messenger RNA from Dreissena polymorpha, 9565 nucleotides. RefSeq names its product cilia- and flagella-associated protein 46-like. The coding region runs from base 114 to 8891 and encodes 2925 amino acids. The transcript has 66 exons. Gene Ontology annotation, molecular function: protein binding. The record is from RefSeq and is a predicted model, not a curated record. Gene Ontology annotation, biological process: cilium movement involved in cell motility; axoneme assembly. Lineage: Eukaryota; Metazoa; Mollusca; Bivalvia; Myida; Dreissenidae.
CUAAAAUUUGAAUACUGUAAGCAAUCCAAACAAAAUGGCGUCUUUAGCAAGUGCUUCAUAAUAUUCUCAGCGUUUGAGUGCGUGAAACAAACGUUCAAGAUUAAGAAAACAACAUGGAUACGAGUAUAAGAUCCUUAUUGAUUUCCGCCGAAAAAACCAGCGGUCAAGACAAGAAUCCUGCAUUGCUUCAAGCAUACGGUCUACUGCGAAAUGUUGCAGAAACGAAGCCUUCAGUGGAUGGGCCAGAUGCUUUCAGUCCUGAUUUGUAUGUUCUCUGUGCGGAGAUUGCCUUUCAGAAUGGCAUGAUAGAGGUCACACGUGAAUGUUUAAAGAUGUACUUCAUGAAACCUCCUCCGUCUAACCAGUUCCUGUGUCGGGCGUACCUGUGUCAGGCCCAAAUACUGGCGCCAACUGCUACCAUCCCAGAACAGCUUGAAAAGGCUGUCGUCUACUUGCUGAAGGCUAUAUCGUUUGCUAAGGAAAAUACUAGAUACCAUUUCCUUGUGUACAACGCCUCAGUAAUCUACUGGCAGUUCUGUCGGCCAUUCCUCAAGACAAACUUCAAGCAGUACCUGGCCCGCAGCCUGCACGCAGUAGUGAAAGCACUCGACGAGAUUGACGAUAAGGAUUUUGAGUGGAGGGCUCAGCUGAUGAUUGCUCUGAUCGAGUGUAACCUUGAUGCUGGCAAGAAGUCAGACGCUUCCACCAUCGCCACAUCUGCAGCCACCUUCAUACGCCAGAAUGUUCCCCAGCUGUAUAAGCAAGUCUUUGGACUCAUUGUAAGGAACCAGUUGAUGGACUCCUCCAAGCUUCAGAAGGACACGAAGAAUUCUGGUGAACUCGGCAUCUACUACCAGAUCUGCAAACUGAAAGUGUCCCUACAGAACAAUGAGCCCCGUGAAUACCACGAGGAGAUCCAGAGACUUCUCAACCAGCUGGGGGUGCAGCACAUUAAGGGGAAGAAGCGCGGUACAUCCCCAGAUACCAGCACAGACACAGACAGUAAAUUAGUCUCUAGAGAUGUUACAAACUUGAGCGAGGUCUCGCUAGAGGACAGAGCCAGAUCUUCCUCAGGAAAGGCUAAACUUGAGGAUCUGAGAAAGGCUUUACUUUCUGAGAAAACCAGUGACUCUUUAAAGUCCCGGUCCCCAGUGGUCCCAAGAGACGGGUCCCCUAAAAUGUCGGCCUUGAGUCCCUUGAAACAGAAAACAGGAAAGGAGACUGAUCGGAAAAGCCCUUCCAAGACAGGUAGACGCACUCCUACGCCUGUUAGUACCAAGAGAAUAGCCGCUGACAGCGAAGAAAAGCCUUAUCUGCUGCUUGAGCUUGCAAGACUCUGUCUGGAGCAGAACUUUCCUGGGCUGGCACAUGACUGUGCAGAACACAUGAAGGCUUGCAACCUCAAGGACCCUGGGUUUUACAUAGAGCUGGAGUUCCUACAGUGUGAGAUCAUGGUGAAGCAGCUUGCUGAUAAACAGGAGUCCCUGCACAAGCAUGUUGUGGAUAUCCGUAUGCAGGCCAUCAAGCGCUGCAGUGAGGUGAUCAUGAACGCUGUGCGGCUUAACGACCCCAAUGUGAUCCAGGCCGGCUGCGUGACCCAGUGGAACCUGUGCCUGCCCCUGCUGCAGCCCAACCUGCGCCAUUAUGUGCGAAAACCUCUCACCCAAGUAGCUGAGGCACUGGAAGAUAUUCAGAGUCUUCUGGUACAGCUGAGAUGUCAGAUCCACACGGAGCUUGCCAAGUGUGAGGAGGAUGAGGAACAGAUUGAGGUCGCCAUGAACAACCUCAAGAAGGCACUAGCCCUGGAUGAUGCCAAGAUCUACACCGAGAGACUGGAGGUGAUGCUACAUAGACUGGAGCUGAGGUCUGAGCUCUACAAGCAACCUGAGAGGCCAGAAGAUAUUGCUGGCAUGAUCAUUGAGCAGGCGCGCAAGGCCAACUCGGGUACGAUGAGGAUGAAGAGGUCGCUGCUGGUGAAGGCUGGGGAGGCCCUGGCGCCGGACGCAUUCAGCCUUGUCCUAGACAGUGAGAGCAGCACUAAAGAUGUCACUGGAGGCAAGGCUCCACUCACUGUUAUCAAGAAGCUGGCCAACAAGGCCCGGCAGUUCAACAAGUGUGUGAAGAAGGCAGCCGGGCACCUGCAGAGGCUCGGCAACGAAAAUGACCGUGAAAGGUCACGACUGUGGGGAGACCUUGCAAAGACGGCUCGUAAACAGGAAGUGUGGGAUGUGUGUCGUGUUGCCUCGCGGUUCUGUCUGCUCUACGACGACGGAAGAUGGAAAAUAGAGGAGACUCCAGAGAAGUUUGAAAGUCCAAAGCCUGAGAAGCCCAAGACCCAGGUUGACGUGUCUGCCUCUCAGGACGGUACCCAGCUCAGCAUGGACAAGAAGGGAAGUGAUCCUCCCGCUGAGGGGAGCCGCCCCAGCUCCCCAGGGUUACAAUCCACUCUGUAUGACAAGGAUCUGCUCAGGAUGUUUGCAGAAGUGAACUUCAUUCAGGGAGAGGCCAUGGUUCACCUGUUGAGAUCUGAGGGAGUGCAGUUAAAUGACCUGCCCAUCCCCCCAGUGGACAAGAGUAAGAGACCCAAGGGAUAUGUUGCCAAGAAACCUGAAGAAGAUCCUGAUUGGAUAGAAUAUUGUGACUGGAUCAAGUCCCUGUCUGAGAGUGGCACUGGCAGUUUCCUGCGCGGGCUAGCACUUGGAGUAGAGCUCCAGGAGGCGUGGCUUGUGUGUUGUGGCGCCACAUACGUGUGGAACUACAACAACCACCUGCUGACACAACUCAGGCAUCGUGAGAUCAUGGCAACCCUCACCACCGUGUUUGAGGGACUCAAGAAAGUGGGCCAUGCAAAUGAGACAAGUUCCCUGGUCAACAUCUGCAAUGCCCUGGCCUACGCCCUCAUGAAGCCCUGGUUCCCUAAGCCCGUGAAGGAGCCCAGCCCUCCCGCCACACCGGGUGCCAGUGACAGCCCACGCGCCAAGGGCGGCAAGGACAAGGGGGGUCAGAAGAACAAGAGCACUGUGAAUGGCAUAUCCAUAGCAACCGAGGCCAUGCCAGAUCUCAAGAAGGCCAUUGAGGUAUGUGAGUACGUGCUUGGGGUGACCAAUGGUACCAACCCUCAGGAUGUUGUGUCCAUACUGGUCCGCAUGCCCAUACUGCAGACGUGGACUGCGGCCAAACAGAUGGCCCAACAGCAGAUCUCCAAGAACCUUGGCCUUGAUGACGAGCCCUACACUGAAGGUCAGCGUGCAAUGUCAAGGUCAAUUGUGGCAGUGGAAAUGUUGAAACUCAACAAGAAUGGAAUCAUGGAGCUUAAGGAAGUGCCUGCUAUUGCAGAGGUUGCCAACAUGGUGGAGGAGUGCAAAUGGUUGGAGAAGUUUGUGGAGCUUCAGCUGUGGACGCAGCUUACCUCCCUUGCGUACGAUCAGCGACUCCAUCCCCUUGUGUUGAGAUGCAGCAAGAAGGCCCUACGGUUUGCAUCCGGGGGAACUCAGCCCAAGGGAAAGACAGUAGACGGUCACAUGCAGAUGGUUGAGUUCGAGAUGCUUAGUUUCUCUAGUGGCAUUCUCGGACAAAGUCUCGUGGACAACAUGGGCGGCAAGAACGCCAUACGAAGGGAGGCCCUCUCGGCUUUCCUCAACAGUGCAAGGUUUGCCAUGAAGGCUGAUAACUAUGAUCAGGUGAUGAUUGCAGCUCGACAUUACUGGAACGCAUGUUGCCCUCUUGUCAGUCAGCCAAUAGAACGAGAGCUUCUACGGGAACCAAUCAAAAUCAUCCUCCAAUGUAUCACAGAGACUGCAGACAGCUUGAAGAAGAAACAGGAGAAGUCUGACCCAGACAAAGAGGGGGACCACCCAGACGAGGGGCCAGCAGGGGCCGGAGGUCAAGGAGUCGGGGGGUCUGGGGACCAGAAGGAGGAGAAGACUGUAGGGGGCAUAGGGGCCAUAGAGGAUGAUCUCACACUGAGGGCUGCACUCUAUGGUGUCCUCUUCCAGUCUUACGCUGACAAAGGAGAGUGGGAGGUGGGACUGCAGGCCAUGGAUCAGGCAAUCACUGACAUGCCACGCACCAAACACAGGCUGUUAGUGUUCAAGCACAGAGUGAUGACAAAAGCUAAACUGGGUCGCAGUGUGGCCAUGGAUAUUCAAAAGUUCAAGUUCUUACUGGUAUCACAGGAUGAAAGUGAGGAUUAUGUGGCCCACAUGUGGCGCCGUGUCGCGCUCAUGUCCCGUGAGACGGCAGAGCAGCUCCUGUCCUACCAGAAUGCAAUCGAGGCUCUCAAUAGUGAGAGCAAUGAAUGGCUGAAGGUGGACCUGUUAUUUGAGUUUGCCCAGUGGUUGUGUGUGAAGGAUUUCCCCGUAGAUGACAGUAUAGACCAGGUGGAGUGGGCAGUCACCAUCCUGCUCAACAUGCAGACACGCAUCCACGCACGCAGGGAACAUGUUCAAACAGUUGAACAAAAGGAUGUUCAUUUUGAAAUGAAGGCACAGGCAGAGGCUGCAGAAGCAAAGAAGGCCGCAAAAGAUGUACAUUUUUGUGGUGGAAAAGGUGGUAAGAAGGCGGCACCUCCGCCUUUAAAACCAACGACAGUGCCGUCUGCUAAACCAGAAGAGAGGUCAGCUGACAAGGUGAAGGAAGGUGAAGGUCAGGAACGCGGGGUCAAGGAAGAGGACAUUAUCCCCGUCAACAAGGACGCUGUCAUUGGUGCCUUACCAGAGAAUCCUGACUUGAAGCUGGAAGAGCUCUCUGACAUACGGGUCCUGGACGCCCUGUUUCGGGCCCACGUGUUACUUGCGGAGAUUGUGGGUCGCAGUGCCCCUCAGUAUCGUGACUAUCUGGUCAUGGCACAUACCUACCUCAUGAGAAUAUGGCAGGUGACUGUGCCCGUGUCAGGUCCCACCAUGAAGGAGAUACUGAAGAACCCUCCCCAGGCCACUCAGGACUCCGGGGGCAAGGGAUCUGCCAAGAAGAAGGGAGACAAGGGGCCAGAUAAGGGACCGGUGAAGGAGAAACCCAAGAGGAAAGGUCCUCUGGAUGUCCUUCCUGCAAGCCUGGAGGACUGGGCUGUGUAUGAUGUGCCUGACGAGGUGCUGGAGGCAUUCAAGCAUGACAUGAUGGUGGAGACCGGCAUCAACAAACAUACCCUUACCAAGCCAAUGUUGACGCUGCACUACCUGGAGUCACUUGUGCGCCAACUUCGGGACGUAGGCUACAACCACCUGGUAUUACCGGUGCUAGCGCUGGAGGACGUGUUGUCUCGCAGUCUACUCCAGAACGACUCUCUCAAGUUCCUGGUGCAUGUUAGGGCCACGGAAGUUUGUCUAGAGCUCAACCUCACUAAUGGCUAUGCCUUUCAUGAGAAGGUGUGCGGAGUCAUGGGGUUGAAUGAGCUGGACAUCGCUAAGUCGCGAGACACCAUCGCUCUGUGGAAGGAAAAGCAGGCCCAGGUUAUCAAGGAGGAGAUGAGGGUACGCGAACAGAUCGCGAAACUGUCGCUGGAGGCAAAACAGUCUACGAGGGCUAGCUACGUGUCCAGGCGCACAGCAGACACCAAUGAAGGGUCGGAGGACAGCAAGGUGGAGUCCCAUCUCGGCAAGGUGCUUGGUGCCGUACAGUUCAGGGAUGUGUGGACGGACACUGCGGAAGUACUCAUCAGACAGGGCCACUACCAGACAGCGCGGGAGUUCCUGAUGGAGGCCCACGCUGCGUCCACGGCGCUGGAUGACGUCCCCCUGCAGGCUCGAACCCUUUACCUUCUGGCCCAGCUGGCUUAUGAAGAGGCACAGUAUGGGCAGGCAGUCAACUACUGUAUGAAGGCACAGAGCCUGCACCACGGAGAUGAGAUGUACUGGUUUGAGACAACCAUUCUGAUGGUUGAUGCCACGCUGCGAGACCACGAUAACCGCAACUGCAAGAGGAUCGCACGUGGGCUACUUCUGCACGCGCUGAACGAGUUCCUUAGAAUCAAGGAUGAGAGACCAAACCGUGCAGGGGUGCUGGGAUACGUGAGCUCCAUGCUUGAAGCAAGACUGGCAGGCACUCAGUGGCAGAUCAUCCUAGAGGAGUAUGACAACAUCAAUGAGCCGGCCAUCAUGAAGCGUGUACAUGAGAUUUGUGAGAAAUACGAUGAUGCCAUUAACCAGCUCCUGCGUCUGGGAUACAAGCGUGAAUCUCUACCCCUGAUGCGUGAACAUGCUGCGAUACUCAGGAAGAUGGCUAGUGACUCAAUUGAGCCUGAGAUACGACACACAUACUUCCUGCAAGCUAUGAUUGUGCUGAAGGACUCCAUGGCAACCACAGAUGAAGUGCUGGUUGAUGUUCAGUCACUGUACUCACUACAAGAGAUUCGCAACAUGUCGCUGCCAGUCCAGCGUGAAGCGGCCAGCUGCAAGAUCGCCUGUGGUGAGUUGCUGCUGGAGAUAUUCCGAGUGCAUGCCCGUGAGUCACGAUCCCUACAGAUGGAGGACACGCGCAAGGGCUCGGUACUCAAGAUGGUGGAAGACUUCAUACGCUCCACCCCUGUGUAUACACACAUGGAGAAAGACUGGGCCGAGACUGUCAGGGUGGUAAUAGAGGAUGCCCUUGUGAAGUUCCUAGAUGCGCACAGCCUGUGUGGGUCCAUUCCUCGCCUGCGCUCCCAAGCCCUCUGUGGUAUUGGCCAGUGUCUGAGAGCCCUUUCCCUUUACACCAGCCCGGACGCACCCACACUGUGGAUUGUCACUGAUAUGGAGCUUGCCAAGUUGUCGAGUAUAGCGGAGGAGGAGGAUGAGGGUGAAGGGGGAGUGGGGGCAGAGCUAGACCAGCACUCCAGACAGUUCCUGAAAUACGCUAAGCAGAUACGUGAUAUCAAGACUGCCAAUCAGGUGUCACACAGGUACCUCAUUCAGGCUACAGAAUGCCUUGUACAGGCACUGAUGCUGGCACUUAACAAGAAAUACAUUGACAUAGCUUCAGCGGCUGCCCAAGAGCUCGUGGAGUGUUUUGGUCAGUUUGACCCGGUCAUCAGCACACAGUUCCUGGUGCUCUACCAGAGCUGCAGCGUAUCUCUACACCUUGCAGAACUACUUAACAAGGCCCAGAUGGACCCGAUACAGUCCAAGCUGGCCGCGUUACUAAGACAACGCCACAACUUGCUGCUGCGUGAUGUCUCCAUGAACACCAGGGGGAGCUCGGUGUGGCGGAGUGUGGAGACCUCUCUAGAGUCAGACUGGCAGGCCUGGAAGAAGAUGGAGAUACUGCCCAACCAUCUGGACAUCCUAAAGGAGCUGCCGCGCAACUUCAACUUCCUGGUGCUGCAACACUCCCCAGACAAGAACUUCCUAUAUGGAGCUGUUCUGGAGAAAUCAAAGAAUCAGAUGGGAGCAGCAGCUGGAAAACAGAAAGAGGGAGGGUCUAAACAGACAGUACCAGCCCCAAGCCGAGCUAAAAUCGUUGGCAUGGAGACCAGUAGGGCUGAGUUGGAGGCUCUACAGUCUAAGUGUCGCAGUCAUCUUCAGAACGUGCAGCAGCUCCUGGUGAAGCAGGAAUACCAGCGGUCCCAGGCAGCCAUGAGGCGCAAGAUGUUGGAGAACCUUGACGAUAGCAUGAAGGGCAAUAAACCCAAGUCGCUGAUUGAAGAUGGGGAGAAGGAAGAGCACCUCCUGCAAGACGAGUUCAGAGACCUGGUUAUGUCCCUUGAGAUGUACCUGAAGCCCCUCACCCAGCAGCUGGAUGGCGUGCUGCUCCCUCCCACUACAAGCCCAUCAACCAGUACAACCGACAAGGCUGGGCGCGAGCCCAAAGAACCCCCUGCCCCACCACAGGAGUACGCCAUCCUCCUGGCUGACCCAGACCUCAUGGAGCUACCUCUGGAGGCACUCAAGAUCUUCCAGGCUGACUUUGUGUCGUUGUCUCGAGACUUCUCACUGCAGCUGUUCUACCACCGCUACUUCCAGGACAGCCCACCUAUAGACACAGCAGGUGAGGACGCUGCAGCGGCAGCCAAGAAGGUGAAGGCCAAGGGAGGGGACCAGCCCUUCUCCAGGAUACCAGGCCUGAGAGAUGCCAGCAAGAAAAUGGCAAAGAUUAUUCCUCUCAACCGCCCUGGCAACCCCUGGAACAUUCCUGUAGACACUAUGAACUUUAGAUUUAUCGUAGAUCCUCAUCUGGACUGUGCAGAAACAGAGGAGAACAAGCCUAUAAGCGUGUUCAAAAAGGUUCUGGAGACCUAUGAGCAGCAGUUCACACCUCGGUGGCUGGGAGUGAUGGGCGAGGAACACACACCGAGUGUGGGUGAGUGGGAGAUCUACCUGAUAGAGAACAGCUCAUUCAUCUUCUAUGGCAUGGAGCGACUCCUCUCCUACAUACCGCCUGCAAAACUCUCCGCACUUAAUGUACCGGAAUGUAUGCUGCUGUACUCCAUGGACAUGGCCCAGACCACCCAGAGCUUCACCCGUCAGUCCAAGGUGGACGUGCUCAAGAGCUCCAUAACGCUGGCACUGGAGAAACCUGUGGAGACGGCCAUAUUGGCGAGCCUGUCUGGCAUCAAAUGCAUCAUGGGAAAUCAGUGGCACUGCACGCUGGCCGAGAACGCUAGCAAACUCAACACCAACAUGAAAGAUCUGUUAGAGGGCGGCAUGUCUACGGGUGAAUGUGCAAGGAUGCUGUUUGCCCCUCAUCGUCGCAAGUUACCCAAACCGGAAGAAACCGCACCACCUGAGGGAGCAGACGCUGGGGGCAAGAAUGAGAAAGACAAGGAAGAAGAUGUGAAGAGUGUGAUGGAGGAUUCGUUGACAGACAGGUCGCUGUUCAGUGAUAAGACGUCGACAGUGGAGGAAAGUGUGGAUGCCCAGAGGUCCUGGUUUAACAUGGUCUGCUAUGGGCUGCCCAACCUGAUAGUCACACAGCUCUAGGCAGGCGAGGUCCUGGUUUAACAUGGUCUGCUAUGGGCUGCCCAACCUGAUAGUCACACAGCUCUAGGCAGGCCUCUACAUAUGCCUUUACUACUCAGAUAAGGCAUUUUAACCCGUUUGUAGUCCCUUAGAUAAUCAAAUUAAAUUACAGACAAUUCUGGUUAGAUUCAAGUGCUUAACGCUUACUUUCCAACCCUAAGAUGCGACUUACUUGAAGGCUGUUCCAAUUUUAUGCUGGUUGCAUAUACCGGUAGCCAUCUUCACUUUGUUUUUGAGUGGGAAAGAGUUAAACAGCAAAGAUUGUGUGUAAUAACUGCAGAAAAUGCACUUCAUGACUUUUUAACCUUUGUGAUUGAAUCCCAAAGAGUAACAUGUGUGUGCGUAUUGUGUAGCAUCUUUUACCAAUAAACAUUUAAGGGCAAUGUCCGAUUCUCGUAUGCUUCAAAAGCAAACAUCUGCUGUCAGAAAACUUGCAGUUUGCUGUAAAUACUUUAUGUUGGUAUAUAACAAUAAAUUUAGGAAUUUAUGUUCAUGAAUUGGUUAUAAAAUGUACCUAUUUGUGGGAAUACAUAAAUGGAACAAAUAAUACUGUGAUAUUUUGAUUUAAUUUAUUGAAACAUGUUUGAUAUAUUUUGUCUGUUUCAUUUAAGAUCGAAUAAACUAAUUAUCGCAUA